Molecule: messenger RNA, 1062 nt
Organism: Anopheles moucheti
Lineage: Eukaryota; Metazoa; Arthropoda; Insecta; Diptera; Culicidae
Exons: 2
Coding region: 1-1062 (353 amino acids)
Source: RefSeq, a predicted model, not a curated record
AUGCCAUUCUCAAUAGUUCAAAAACGUGGGCCAAAAGGAUACAGUGAAUUGUGCAUCGUUCCUGAUUCUUGGGUCCAAGGAACAAGCACUAAUAAAGUGUAUCUAUUUUGGCCAAACGUAAAAGGAAACAUAAAUCACCUAGUGAUGAAUGACAAGAGUGUUCCGGCAGAGGGAUGGACGAAACAACAGUGCUGGAUCAAAAGACAAAGAUUAUCGUACGAGGAUGCUGAUUCAACAAUAACGAUUAUGUCCGGCGAAUCGUCUACAGAUUCUGGAAUAGCACCGAUAUUAUCGAACAUGAAAAAACCAGUAUUAUAUGCUGAUAUGUUUUCGGAAAGAGUUGUAGAAAACUCUUUGAAACCAAUUUACAGUGAGAAUGAGGUAAAUGACAUAUUAUCUCAAACAUCACCUAUUCGAAGCCCGUUUAGCGAUGAAAAUGCGGUACGAAAUAUGGGGACGAACGAAGGAUGUACUGAUUGUGCAACAAUGAAAACAUUGUUGGAAGGACAAACCAGAUUAUUUAUGGAUAUUCGAGCUGAGCAAAAGCGUGAUCAUGAACAGCUGUUAAAGGAGCUGAAGAAAAUAACGAAUCGGGUAGGGAUUAUUGAAGUGCAACUAAACACUCUACUUAACCAUACUGAAGUAGGGUUUAAUGAUCAAACACGCUUCGAUCGACAAUUCGAUUUCGUAAAAGAGCUAGAACAAUUAGAAAAAGAUAUAGAAGAAGAAGAUUAUUUCAUCCAAAUAUCUGGCUUAUUAAAACAAGAACUUACAGAUAAAGAUGUUAAUAAUAGAAUGUUAGCAGCUCUGGAUGCACUUUUUGAAAGGAUUUUUUUAACACAAUGCACAUGGACAGGAAUUUCAAAAACUGGCAAUAAAAUUGCUAUGCAUACUUUUAGAAACGUGAUCAAACUAUUUCAGUGUAUAGGAAGUACCAAGCUAGUAAAGGUAACAGACGAAAUGGUAAAGCUGUUUUUUAUGAAAAGACUGAAACAUGCAAUUGAGCGAUCUAUGGCAAAAGGAUUUCGUAGAUCAACAUGCCGCAAAAGAAAGCUAAUAUAG